Cantharellus anzutake is the source of this 1733-nucleotide messenger RNA. RefSeq lists its product as uncharacterized. Gene Ontology annotation, molecular function: metalloexopeptidase activity. The transcript has 7 exons. Gene Ontology annotation, biological process: proteolysis. Lineage: Eukaryota; Fungi; Basidiomycota; Agaricomycetes; Cantharellales; Hydnaceae. Bases 22 to 1638 code for a protein of 538 amino acids. The record is from RefSeq and is a predicted model, not a curated record.
CUGGCCCUGCUCGGCAACCGUAUGUUAAGCAAGUGUGAAGCACGUCGCGUGAAUUCGCGAAUUCUGAAUUCAAAUGAGCCGGAAGCAAAGCGUGUACCCAAAGCCCUCGGUCGGUCUCGAGGCCCAUCAAUGUCCUGGCUCAUGAUGGCACAUCUGUGGUUAUUUGGCUUAUCGCUCGCUUCUGCCUCUUUUGCUAGAUCGAUCUCAGCCGAAGGGAGAUGGAUAAAGGUCGCCCAGCACGGGGUGGAUUCUCCGUCGUUCCCUCCAUGUGCCCGGCAGUCCUAUCUGGGUGCCUAUGGACAUCCCCUCCGACACGUCUUCGCAACAAGGCAGAUGAAAUGCCUCGAUGAAGCGCAAGCAGACCUCGUAGCAUAUAUAGAACCAAGAGACGAACCAUUCACCCUCAUCUGGCUUCAGGAUUCUGGAGUCGAUGUCUCCAUACGCCAAGCUUCUCCUUUGGAAGAAUGGCUGUCAGACCCUGGUCUACACCUUCGGACCAGGGCUCAGCUCCUCAAGACGCGUGCUGGCUUACACGAUGAAACUCAACAUCCCAUUGGGUCCGUUGGUCUGGAUGUCGGCAUCCGGUUGGAAUGGUUUGCCCAGACACACGGGAUUCUGUCCAUAGACAAUAAUUUAAUGGGCUACCUCGAUACUCUCAUUCCUCCAUAUGUCUCUGCAGUCGGCAUGACCUCUCCUUUCAGCGAGGACGAGACUGGUCCAUUCUUACCUGUUCCUCAGGCCUCGAUCGAGCGUGUGCGAGCUCUGAUUGAGGGCCUGAGGUUCAACCCUGAUGUCGCCUCCAUCCUUUCGACCCUUUCGGUCAAGGACAUGACCGCCGACAUCAUGCAUUUGACAGGGGAAGAUGGUGGUGGAAUUCUAACGCGGCAUAGCUUCUCCGAAGGUGCAUUGGUCGCUGCGGACUGGAUUCAGAAGCAAUUCGAAGAAACUGGUGCGAUAUGCCAUCAGAAGUCCUUCCUAGUGGGAUUUUCACCUAAUAUCAUAUGCCGUUACGAGGGCACUGGAAACGGUACAUCGCUCGUGCUCCUUUCCGCUCACUAUGACUCUCGCGGUAGCUACGGUAGCACCCGUGCUCCAGGAGCCAACGAUGAUGGCAGCGGUGUAACACAUCUUUUGGCUAUUGCGAAGGCCAUUAAAUCGAACAAGAUCAAGUUUAAAUCCCCCGUCGAACUGGUCGCAUUUUCCGGAGAAGAGCAAGGCCUCUUUGGUAGUCAAGCAUAUGCCAAGGAACUUCGUGAGCAGGGCGCAGAUAUCACACUGAUGAUUCAGGCGGAUAUGCUUGCGUAUCACUCUCCAACUGAACCCAUGCAGCUUGGUCUACCCGAAUUCAUCGGACUGCCGGAGGCAGCGUGGUUGUUAUCCAACGUGUCGAAAAUUUAUAGUCCUGAAUUGACAGUCGGGGUGACUAGUGCAUGUUGUAGUGAUCAUCAAUCAUUCCAUUUGGAGGGCUUCCCAGCCACUCAAGUCUUUGAGCGUGCUGGUCCAAUUCUUGAUCCCAUGUAUCACAAUUCAGGUGAUUUGAGUAAACGGGAAGGUUAUGAUCUCCAGCAAGUCAGGUCUAUUGCCAAAGUUACGUUUUCAAGCGUCUUGGAAGCUGCAGGAUUCGUCAUCGAUUCUUAAAGUACCGAGAUCCCUCAGUGGGAGCUAUAAUCUAUUUAAUGUUCUCGCUACGGUACAAAGAAUUGAAGCCACAAUAAUUAUAAUUAAUCAGCGAG